Messenger RNA from Cyclopterus lumpus (lumpfish), 1745 nucleotides. It is a transcript of the gene vps28, whose product is annotated as VPS28 subunit of ESCRT-I. Gene Ontology annotation, molecular function: protein-containing complex binding. Bases 285 to 956 code for a protein of 223 amino acids. Gene Ontology annotation, biological process: protein transport to vacuole involved in ubiquitin-dependent protein catabolic process via the multivesicular body sorting pathway. The record is from RefSeq and is a predicted model, not a curated record. The transcript is spliced from 10 exons. Gene Ontology annotation, cellular component: ESCRT I complex. Lineage: Eukaryota; Metazoa; Chordata; Actinopteri; Perciformes; Cyclopteridae.
UGAUAUUGAAACAUUUUGCGUGUGUUCUACCUGUUAGUACAUUACUGGUAACUAAUACCACCGUUAGUUUUUACAAACAGUUCCCUGUGUUGCCCAGUUAUUAUAAAUCAUGAGGGAAGUGCUUCAGUGCUAGCAUCGACAGCUAACUUCGGCUAGCUAGCUAGCUUAGUUCGGCAAAAGAAGACAUCGAAGGCUUUCUGCAGCUGAAGGGUUUUCUUCUCUUCUCCGUGAAUCGGAAACGUCUUCGAUUCCAUAGUUAGAUCAAGUUUGGAUACAUCAGCGUCAUGUUCCAUGGGAUACCAGUUACAGGAGGUGUGGGAGGAGUUCCGGCCAAUAAGCCUGAGUUAUAUGAGGAAGUGAAAUUAUACAAGAAUGCAAGAGAACGAGAGAAGUAUGACAACAUGGCAGAGUUGUUUGCGGUUGUCAAGACCCUUCAGGCCCUGGAGAAGGCUUACAUCAAAGAUUGUGUCACACCGAAUGAGUACACUGCUUCCUGUUCCAGGCUGUUGGUUCAGUAUAAGGCUGCUUUCAAACAGGUUCAGGGCUCCGAUGUGGGCUCCAUCGACGAUUUCUGCAGGAAAUACAGACUCGACUGCCCACUAGCCAUGGAAAGGAUUAAGGAGGAUCGGCCAAUCACCAUCAAGGAUGACAAGGGGAACCUCAACCGCUGCAUUGCAGAUAUAGUUUCUCUUUUCAUCACUGUGAUGGACAAGCUGAGACUGGAGAUCAGGGCCAUGGAUGAGAUCCAGCCAGACCUGAGGGAAUUGAUGGAAACCAUGAACAGAAUGAGCAACAUGCCUCCAGACUCAGAGGCUAAGGACAAAGUCAGCCUCUGGUUGACCACCCUCAGCAGCAUGUCAGCCUCAGACGAGUUGGAUGAUAACCAGGUGCGCCAGAUGCUAUUUGAUCUUGAGUCGGCCUACAAUGCUUUCAACCGCUUCCUCCACUCCUCCUGAAGCAUCCGUCUGAAAUUCUGACUUAAGUUGAACACAAAACACUCUACUUUCUCCUUCUGGUUAUUGGCAGGGAGUGGCUUUAUAUCUGUACAGGUUCUCAUAUCGAUCCAAUUCUUUCCUGUCAUGAUUCACAUGUCCUUUAUUCAUGUUAACCAUUUAAACUUCACCGCCUUGUAUACUUCACUGUCUGGUACAUCAUGCAGCCGUGCACACCAGGGUCGCCCUGUGAUGUGCCAUUGGCCUCUUUUCUAUUUCAAGUUGUGAUAAAUCUUUUAACAUUGGCUGUUUAUUCUAUUCUGCCCGUGACAAGUUUACUUACAACUUUGUACUGUAAUAAUCAAUAAAGUAAUUUUAUACUUAGGUUUUGCAGUGGACAAAGAGCCAUGAUACAACAUUGGGUGAAGUCUGCAUAUGAUAAGGUUGCAACAGCUUGUUUGGGAUCCAAUUAAAUUCCCUGCCACUUGGGGUUAAAUUAUGCUGUAACAUUUAUUCUAUCAGCAAUGUGUUAAUGGCAGAAUCCUGCUAUAGCUAAUGCUGACAGUUCAUGGAAAAUGAAUGCAACGAUAUUUGAACUUAGGUUAAACCGCACUUUAAAAAUCAUUUAAACUGGUGAAAGUGUACAUUUCCUACAACGUUUCAACAUCUAAUCCAUCUUUCCUUUUAGUGAGGCUUUGUCACUUAGGCGAAAGCAAGGUGCACACAUCCUUGGGGCAGGGGCAUAUUAAGUUCAUUGUAAAUAGUUGAUUUUCAAAUGUAACUUUUUAGAAAUAAAGAAUAAUCUACCUCCAA